Oncorhynchus masou masou (cherry salmon) is the source of this 4393-nucleotide messenger RNA. Its product is annotated as transmembrane protein 240-like. Bases 618 to 1145 code for a protein of 175 amino acids. The record is from RefSeq and is a predicted model, not a curated record. Lineage: Eukaryota; Metazoa; Chordata; Actinopteri; Salmoniformes; Salmonidae. The transcript has 4 exons.
UGGAAUGCACAAGGAGGGAGCGUUAUUUCUUUCAGCUGCGCCAAAGUAGCACAUGUUGGACUAUAAUAAUUUAUAGAUAGCAUGACAGUAAACAAGCAACUGCCAGAGGGAGCUAACACGGAAAACGUUUUGAAACGAGAAGAAAACAUGCAUCGAUACUUCCUUUCCUAAUGCUAGUGGAUGCGUCUAGGUAAAUAAGCUAGGCUACACCAGGAACAAUGUGCAGUGGCGGCGGUCAUCACAACAACGCAUGGAUCGCGACCUCAUCCUGCCAGCUUCUGUGUUGCGGUGCUCUGGAAUUGCCUAAUAACAAUCUCAUUUCUGACAUAGGCUACAGCUUUCACAACGCACCACGCCUCCUCAUCAUUGAACGCACCUCGAUUAACCAUCUUCGCCAGUGCACAGUGUGCAUUUCAAAGGGGAGCGAAAGAGAGACUGAUCCGCAUCUCCUCAUGUCGCGGAGAAAGGAACAUUGGACAGACGAGGCAAGGAUGGGUGGUUUGACACUGAUUCUGCAUCCAUGAGCGCCUUCACUUCCAACAGAGUGUUGUUUUUUGGACCAGGUAUCACUGGAUAGUUCUGGUGAGAGAGAAAGAAACUGCUGUUAAGAAGUUUGGAUGCAAAUGGCCACAACCACCAUGAUCUUUAUGAUUUUGGGGGCUUCACUUGUGAUGGCAGUAGCGUGUCUAACGGACAUGAACGCUCUACUAGACCGCUUUCACAACUACAUCUUACCACAUUUACGAGGGGAGGACCGCGUCUGCCAUUGCAACUGUGGAAGGCACCAUGUCCACUAUGUGAUCCCGUAUGAUGGGGACCAGUCUCUGGUAGACUCGGCAGAGAACUACUUUGUGAGUGAUAGCGUGACCAAGCAGGAGCUGGACCUGAUGCUGGGGCUGCUGCUGGGCUUCCUCCUCAGCUGGUUACUGCUGUGGCUGGACGGGGCGCUGCACGCUGCCCUCAGGGCCUGGAGGGCCAAACAGCACCAUGAUGUGUUCUCCUGGUCAUGGGUUCCCCGCUUCUGUAACCUGAGAGACCUGGGGAGACGGGUGCACCUGAGGAAGCUGGAGGACUCCAGUGGGAACAUGGUGCACAUUAAGCAGAAGCUGUACCACAAUGGACACCCCAGCCCUCGUAACCUCUGAGAGCCAUUGCACAUUGGACACCCCAGCCCACGCCACCUCUGCGAGCCAUGGCACAACGGCCACCCCAUUCCACAUCACCUCUGAGAGCAAUGGACUGGCUGAGACAGACUGAGACCUGCUGUCAACUGACCAACCAGACUUCAGCCGCAUGGGCAACUAAACAAUGACUAUUCAAGAUAUACCCUUCAAACCAUACUGUUUCUUAUGGACACUGGAUAGAGUACUUUCUCAAGUGACCCCAUGUUCUUUACCCACAGUGCACUCCUCACCCUCCAUAUUUUAUGUAAAAAGAUUGUAGUUAAAUGAGAAUCCAUUUAGGAGGGCGUAAGCAAUUUUCCAGAGUGUGUUUGUUUUUCAAAAUAGCUAUAUAUAUUAUAUAUUUAGUUUUAGAAUGUAAAUUUUGCUAGAAGUGGGGAUAGGGUGUAUUCAUUAUUUUGCUUGGGUUUUGUCAGUUUGUAGAAAAAUGUGUUUAUUUUGCCUGAAGAUGUCAGUUUUGAAAUUAGAAUAUUUAUUUUGAUCGAGGUUGUUUAUUUUUGACAGGGGUUUGUGUAUUGGAAGAGGUACACUAUAUAUGCAAAAGUAUGUGGACACCACUUCAAAUUAGUGGAUUCGUCUAUUUCAGCCACACCCAUUGCUGAUAGGUGUAUAAAAUCGAACACACAAUCUCCAUAGACAAAUAUUGGCAGUAGAAUGGCCUUACUGAAGAGCUCAGUUACUUUCAACGUGGCACCAUCAUAAGAUGCCACCUUUCCAACAAAUCAGUUUGUAAAAUGUCGAACACCUUUGGGAUUAAUUGGAACGCCGACUGUGAGCAUGGCCUAAUCGCCCAACAUCAGUGCCCGAACACACUAAUGCUCUUGUGACUGAGUGGAAGCAAGUCCCGCACUAAUGUUCCAACAUCUAGUGGAAAGCUUUCCCAGAAGAGUGGAGGCUGUUAUAGUAGCAAAGGGGGACCAACUCCAUAUUAAUACCCAUGAUUUUGGAAUGAGAUGUUCGACAAGCAGGUGUCCGCAUACUUUUGGUCAUGUAUUGUACUUUGUGUCUAUUUUAGAAACUUUUCAUGUAAAAACUGUACUAAAAGGGGGCCUAGGGGACAGAAUGGAAUUAUAAAUAAUUAGGGGUGGGUAAGAGGACGGAAAUGCUGCCUACUUGUCUAACUGUGUGGUGUGUACAGUAUAUGCAAUGUGUUAAUAUUGAAGAACCAUGAGUAAAGGUGUGUGUGUGUGUGUGUGUGUGUGUGUGUGUGUGUGUGUGUGUGUGUGUGUGUGUGUGUGUGUGUGUGUGUGUGUGUGUGUGUGUGUGUGUGUGUGUGUGUGUGUGUGUGUGUGUGUGUUUUACGGGUUACAGAAUUUCUUUGAUAUUUUGUCCAAAGGGUCAUCACCAUGGAAACCUGGAGACGAAAUUCCAAGACUGAGAGUUUCACUCAGGAGCUCUAUAUAGUUGACAAAACACUUUACACUGAACAGCCAGUUGUAGAGCGCCUCCAUCAUGGUAGCUUAGAAAGGCACAUCCUGUGGUAUAUGUAAGUAAUAAGGCCCGGGGGGGGGGUGUGGUAUAUGGCCAAUAUACCAUGGCUAAGGGCUGUUCAUAUGCACAACGCAAUGCGGAGUGCCUGGAUUCAGCCCUUAGCUGUGGUAUAUUGACCAUAUACCUCAAACCCCUGAGGUACCUUAUUGCUAUUAUAAACUGGUUACCAACGUAAUUAGGGGAGUAAAAAUACAUGUUUUGUCAUACCUGUGGUAUACGGUCUGAUAUACUACGGCUGUCAGCCAAUGAGCAUUCAGGGCUCGAACCACCCACUUUAUAAUUAUUAACUAAUAUCUAAAGUAGGUGCAACAUGCCCUUGUCAUGGCAUUGGAGAGUGAUGCUGUGUGAGAACUCGGUCACAAUUACUGUGACACAUUGGGAUUCCGAAUGAAUUCCUUCAUUUGUCUCUAGGGAGCGGAAUGUAGACUCAUUCAAUUUUGACCCCCUUUCUCUUCCCUUACCCCGUGCCUCUCUUCCCCAUCUCUGUCCAAACAUUGGUGUUGUAAAGAUUAAAUGUUGGUUUCAUUAAAAGGGACAAUUGGGGUUUAACACUGACACAGGUUCAAGAUGAAGGGUAAAGUUCACCAUGAUAUCAGCAUUUAUUGGUCACGUUUUUACAAUGACAAUGAAACCCUGAGAAAAAAAGAAACCCGCACACUGCUCUUGAAAGUAUCACUGCUCUUUAAUAAGCUUUACGUAUCGGCCUCAAGGCCUUCGUCAGAGCUUUUGUGAGUUUAAAAAAAAAUGUGCACCCUCAUCCGUUCCAUACAUCAAAUGGGGUUGGAGUCAAGGGAAGUGUUACCAAAUAUAACAAUGUGCAUUUCAUAAACAUUCUAAAAGUGUGUACCUAAAACGUAUUAACCACAUCUGUAAAACCACAAUGAGGACAUCGACCCAUCAAGCAAGUUUUCAUAAAUCAUUGGGUGCCAGCCACUUUAAGAAAAUGAGCCAGGCACUUUAACGCUCUCUUCUGAAUGGUAGCUAUAAAUGCAUAGCAUGCACACAGUGCAACAAUAUGAAGUGUGAAUAUCUCUGCCACCCACACACAGGAAAACAGUUCCAAAUAAAUGACAUUAUUACGUGCUCCACCACCCAUCUACAUGAUUAAUUGCCUAUGUGGCUGUGUUAUGUAGGUAAAACCUCUUUUCUCAAACAGAAUUUGUGAACAUAAAUGUUCAAUCAGGAGAAACGACAGGGAUUGGCCGGUCGCAGUACAUUUUAAUGACCAAAAACAUGACAUUUCUUCAUUUAGAUUUUGUGGCAUAGAGACAGUCAAGAUAUCAGACCGGGGAGGUGAUAUAAAUAAUACUCGGAGCAAAAAAUAAUGUUUUGGGAUUUUCACCCUCCAGACAUGAUUUCCUAAAGGACUUAAUGAUGAAAUGCCUGUGUGUGUUAUGUUGUAAAUGUGAACAUAAAUGAAUGCCCCCAUUUCAGAUACUCAAGAUGUUUUUCUUGCGCUGUACCCAAUGAUUUAUGAAAACUGCUUGGGUGGGUCGAUGUCCUCAUUUUGGUUUUACAGACGUGUUUAAUAAAUUUUAGGUACACUUUAUUAGAAUAUUUAUGACAUGUAUAUUGUUCUUUUUGGUAACACUUAGUUAUUUUCCCUUGACUCCAACCCCAUUCGAUGGAAUGGAUGUUGGUGGAGCUGUCUACAUAAGGGUGCUAAUUCACAAAAGAUCUGAGGAAGGCCUUGAGGCCGAUACAUAAAGCUUACUAAAGAG